GGAGAGGGAGCCGUGGCCCGCGCAGGCCGCGUAACCCGGCUCCUCCUGCCGACAGCACCCCGCGAACUGACGGGGAACACGGCGGCAGCGGAAUCAGCCCGCCUGUGCUUAUUCACCGCCCCUCCGCUCGGGCUCCCCCGACCCGGCCGCUGCCGGUUCCCCGCAGUGACGACCGCUCCCGUGUGCGGGGUCGGGGCCGCGCUGCAGCCGGGGGCGGGGGAACCCCCCUCGGGUGCGCGUACGGAGAGCGCUCGGCGGGGAAAGGGGCGGCCGGCGAGUGCGGGGCGGAGCGCGGAGCGCGGAGGAGGAAGAAGAGGCGGAGAGCGCGGCGCAUGGCUGUGUGGCCCUUCCGCGUCCUCAGCAGGAUGAAGAUGGAUGGUGCUCUGCUGGUUACACUCUGGCUGUGCAUGGUGACCCUUGGCACUGGCUCGGAACGCUGUGAUGACUGGGGUGUGGACACCAUGAAGCAGAUCCAGCUUUAUGAUGGAGAGCCUGCCAAGAUCAAAUGCCCACUUUUUGAGACCUUCUUGAAGUACAACUACAGCACAGCCCAUUCUGCUGGCUUAACCCUGAUCUGGUACAGGAUUGGGCAGGACCGGGAUCUGGAGGAGCCCAUAAAUUUUCGCCUGCCAGACAACCACAUCAGUAAGGAGAAAGAUACCCUUUGGUUCUGGCCUGCUCUUCUCAAUGACACUGGGAAUUACACAUGCAUGCUGAGAAAUACUACCUACUGCAGCAAAGUUGCAUUUCCCUUGGAGGUUGUUCCAAAAGACCCACACUCUUGUGUGAGCCAUUCCAUAAAACCCACUGAGGAGAUGUUCUACUUAGAGCACGCCAAUGAGAAGAUUGUUUGUCCAGAUAUUGAUGGAUUUUACCCUGCCAGUGUAAUACCAACUGUCAAGUGGUACUUGAACUGCAACUUGGUGGAUGGCUUCCAUGAGCGACACCCUCAAGGGCCCAGGCUUGUCAUUCACAUUGUCCGCAGCACGUACCAAGGCAAUUACACCUGUGUUGUGACAUUCAAGGACCAUGGAAGAACCUAUAAUCUCACCAGAACAAUAAAGAUGAAGGUAGUGGGAUCUCCAAACAAGGCCUUGCCACCACAAUUCAUCUCUCCAAAUGAGAAAGUUAUCUACGAAGUGGAAGCAGGAGAUGACCUUGUUCUGCCCUGUGAAGUCUUCUUCACUUUCCUGAAGGACUCUCGGACUGAAGUGUGGUGGACCAUAGAUGGGAAAAACACAGACUACAUCACGGACUCCAGGAUAAAAGUAGCACAAAGUGAAGAAACUAGAGAGUUUGAAGACAAAACUGUCAGAAGGACUCUAACAGUUUCAAAGGCCACACCAGAGGACUUGAAACGGAACUAUACUUGCUACGCCAGGAACGCCAGAGGCGAGGACCGUGGCCAGGCCGUAGUACGCAUGAAAGUUGUAGCACCGAAGUACACUGUGGAGCUGGCCUGUGGACUGGGGGCAACCAUCCUGCUCAUCGUGGUGCUGAUAGUCGUCUAUCAUGUUUAUUGGCUUGAAAUGGUCUUAUUCUAUCGAGCUCACUUUGGGACAGAUGAAGCCAUUCUAGACGGGAAGGAGUAUGAUGUGUACGUGUCCUAUGCGCGCAACGCGGAGGAGGAGGAAUUUGUGCUGCUGACGCUGCGAGGAGUCUUGGAGAAUGAAUUUGGGUACAAGCUGUGUAUCUUUGACAGAGACAGCCUCCCCGGGGGAAAUACCACCGAAGCUGUGUUCGACUUCAUCCAGAGGAGCCGCAGGAUGAUCGUGGUCCUGAGCCCUGAUUACUUGACAGAGAAGAGCAUCAGUCUCCUGGAGUUCAAGCUGGGGAUCAUGUGCCAGAAUGCCAUUGCCACCAAGCUCAUCGUGGUGGAGUACAGGCCACUGCAGUGCACCCACCCCAGCAUCCUCCAGCUGAAGGAGUCUGUCUCCUUUGUCACCUGGAAGGGGGAGAAGUCCAAGCGCUCCGGUUCCCAGUUCUGGAAGGCGUUGCGGCUUGCCCUGCCACUGCGCAGCCUGAGUGCCAGCGCUGGCUGGAACGAGAGCUGCUCUUCCCAGUCAGACAUCAGCCUGGACCCCAUCCAGAGGAGAAGAAGCCGCUUGAAAGGGCAGCCUGACCCGCGGGGAGCCGCGACGGUGACUUUUGCUCCCGGCGGGACGGCCCGGGUGUCUGAAUCGAAGGCCAAACACCGAGCCAAGCACUUUCUGACCUGCCGGUGUUGCGGGACCUAUUGCAGCGGCGGCAGCAGACUGAAGCGCAAGCCCCGCGCCGUGGCCGAGCCCAGGUGGGACGCUCAGCUCCGCAGGUCGGGCUCAGGCAGAGCGGCGGCGCAGGGCGCUCCGGGCAGGAGCCGAGCCGAGCCCGCCCCGGCACAGGCUCCCGCUCUCGCCCUCUGCCAUUACAGCGACCUGUCCAACAACAACGACUUCUACGUGCUCUAGCCGAGAAGCUGGCGGCACGGCAGGUGCCGGGCCAGCAGAAGCAGCUCACUGCAGCCUGCCCCAGCCAAGCUGCGUGUACAGUACCGCAGGCUGGCGCGGCGGUGCGCACCGUCAGCUCCGUGCCAGCGCCGAGGACUGCAGCUAUCGCUGGUGGUCUGGGCCGGGGACCUGCAGGGACAGAGCAGCGGCUGGAGGCUGCCUGCCCGGGUCCUUCUCGUUCAUUUCAGUUGCGAAAUGGAGCUAAGUAUGGAUCUCUCUGGUGUUGCUUUCCUCCAGCUGCCCUUGUCUUUGCCACGGGGCUGCUGCUAGGGUUGGGUGCGGGAGGGCAAGACCCCAGCUGGAGGUGGAGAGGGAGAAGCUGUGCUCCUGGCAGCAAGCUCUGGGAAAGGGACAGCAAGUCUACGUUUUGCAAAGGAUAAAACUUUGCUAACGAGAGCAGCAUGGAGCCUUAGCCAGUGCAGGAGUGCGCCGUGCAGCAUGGUGCUUUAUCUACUGUGCUUUAAAAGAGCCUGGUCAAAGGUUUCAACACAAGUCUCUUCUCUCUAAAUAAAACUGGUUUAUUUAA
Molecule: messenger RNA, 3012 nt
Organism: Pogoniulus pusillus (Red-fronted tinkerbird)
Lineage: Eukaryota; Metazoa; Chordata; Aves; Piciformes; Lybiidae
Gene: IL1RAP
Product: interleukin 1 receptor accessory protein
Exons: 11
Coding region: 333-2447 (704 amino acids)
Biological process (GO): signal transduction
Molecular function (GO): interleukin-1 receptor activity
Source: RefSeq, a predicted model, not a curated record